Molecule: messenger RNA, 3867 nt
Organism: Anneissia japonica
Lineage: Eukaryota; Metazoa; Echinodermata; Crinoidea; Comatulida; Comatulidae
Product: N-acylneuraminate cytidylyltransferase-like
Exons: 8
Coding region: 48-1310 (420 amino acids)
Molecular function (GO): N-acylneuraminate cytidylyltransferase activity
Source: RefSeq, a predicted model, not a curated record
AAUCGAUCGGGGUUUUUUUAGACUGAACGACGUGGGUUCUAGGUUCUAUGGCGAAAAAAUUUAAAGCAGAAGAGAACCACAAACAAAUAGAUAUGAUGAUGGAGGUUGAUGCUGGAGGAGAAAAAGUGCCAAAGAACGCACAUUUUGCUUGUUUAAUCCUAGCCCGCGGAGGCAGUAAGGGCAUCAAGUUGAAGAAUAUAAAACCACUUGCUGGUCAGCCCCUGAUCAGUUGGGUGUUGCGAGCUGCCAUCGACUCUGGAGUGUUUGACAGUGUAUGGGUGUCAACAGACCAUGAUGACAUUGCACGUGUUAGUAAAGAGUGGGGCGCCCAGGUAUUUCGAAGAAGUGCGCACUCAGCCCGAGACACAGCAACAUCACUUGAGGGUGUUCAGGAAUUUCUCCAUGCUCACCCAGAAAUUGACUUUGUUGGUCAAAUCCAAUGCACAGCGCCAUGCCUUCAUCCUUGGCACAUUCAGGGACCGGUUCGAAUGCUGCGAUACGAGGAGUUUGAUUCCGUGUUCGCUGUCGUGCGAUCACACAGCUUUAGGUGGCAAGAGGUGCCAAAAGGAGAGAUAACAAAACCUCUAAACCUAGAUCCAGGAAAACGGCCUCGAAGGCAAGAUUGGGAUGGCGAAUUGUUUGAGAACGGGUCAUUCUAUUUUGCAACGCGGCAACUGCUGCUCGAUGGGUACUUUCAAGGUGGCAAGGUUGGUUAUUUUGAGAUGGCACCAGAAUACAGUGUGGACAUUGAUACCGACAUAGACUGGAUAAUUGCCGAGCAGCGAGUCAUUAAAUUUGGUUACUUUGGGAAGAUCAAACCACAAGGUGUCAAGUUAGUAGUGUUCUCAGUUGAAGGUGUCUUAACAGACAACCAAGUUUACUACACAGCAGAUGGAAAAGACUUUCAGUCCUACAAUCACACGGAUAUAAUAGGAAUUAAAGAACUCAUCAAAAAGGAUGUACACGUUAAGCUUAUUUCAUCUGAAGACAAUCAGCUGCACCAGAGGUUUGCGGAUCGCAUAGGAAUAGAGAUUGUGUUAAAUUGCCAGGAGAAGUUUGUCCAGAUGGAAAAAUGGCGGGAAGACCUUGGCCUUGAUAUGAAUCAAGUUGCGUUUAUGGGAAGUGAUAUGCCAGACCUAGAGUGUGUCAAAUUGUACGGAAUAGGGGGUUCCCCAAAAGAUGCUCAACAUGACGUCGUAACUUGCUCCGGCUUUGUAUCAAAGCUGGAUGGCGGCCGAGGAGCGGCAAGAGAUUUUUGUAACCAUGUGCUAAUGGUAAUGCAAAAGGCUAAGUCUGUUAAUUCCCUGUAAAACUAAGAUGAUUUUGAAAAAACUUUUUAAGAUUUUCCCUGAUCACCUUUCAACAGCUUGAAUUAAUGUUUUUAAAUAUUUGACAUAUUUUGUUUUUAAUAUAUUUAAUUUUAUCAAUAUUUCUACAGCUCAGUUAAAAGUUUAUUAUUUUCGGUAUAAAUUUAAUUGUAAUAAAAUAGUUUUCAAAUUUUAACAUUGUUUUUUGGGGUUAAUCAACUUUACAAUUAUUGCAGAAACUCAGUGAUUAUAAAUGUUACGAAAUAUUACGGUAUUUUAUGUAUACUGAGCCCACAGUAUUUUGAUGCUUGGCUACCAUUGCGAUGAUCUUAGGUUUUAGUGCAGUGAAUGCGAAGGCCUUUCCUCUUUACUAGGAUGAACUUUACUCUAUAAGACUCAUAAUAAGAGACUUAGUGUAAAGAGCAAUGGUUCUCAAACGAUGGGUCGUUUAUAAUACCGCUAUUGCCUCGAUAUAAAAUAUGGUCACUCUUCAGGAUUUCGUUUAAAUUUUGUUUCAUCAUAUUUGUCAUAGCAAAAAGAUCUCAUUUUAAGUAUCAUUUAAACAUUUUUCUUUCAGUUUUGGUUACCAGUUAAUGACCUGUUUUAGUAUCUAUUUCUUUAGUGUCCGGGAAAUUUCAUGUAUAUUUAAUUUUUAUUUCUAAAAUUUAGUAGUAUAUUCCAAUGCUGACAUUUUUAGUACAAGCUUUGAUGUUGGUAGAAAUUUGUCUUUUGUUUUAUCAAAUUUAUUUUCAAUAACACAUUUGUAUUGUUUCUAUUUUAAGAAACAACUCAAUAGUUCUUUACUUGUAUUUUGUAUCUAUAUUUAUUUCUCUUUUGAUUUCUGCCUCAUAAUAUGUUGGCACUCUUACACAUUUACUGAUAUUGAAAAGAUGAAUUUCUUCUCGAUGUUAAACCUAAUAACAAUAGAUUGUUUGGUUUGAGGAGUAUCUUGAUUAUUACACGUAUGGACAGCCUUAAACUACUAAAUUAGACAUUGUAACAUUUAUCUGAUUACUUCUAAGUGAGGUACUUAUAUGACUGUAUCUUGUCGUAAACAGUGUCAUCUUUUAUUUUGUUAUAGUAAAUAUAACAUACGAGAUUUUACCGGCAGAUUCAAUAAUCAUUCCUUAUUAGUCAAGGAUAUUUUAUGUCUAAGCAGUGGCGGUGCCUGUGGAAGUUCAGGGGAGCACAGGACCGGCCCCACUCUCAGGAAAACCUGAAACCCCUAUCAGGGAAGAACUCUAUCAUUUUGUCAGGGAGCUCUGCUUUGAACAAAGCAUUCUUACAGUUAGAGUGCCAUUUCCAGGCAUGUAGAGGUUUUAAAAUUUGCUCCUUCAAUUGUUGGGCUAGAGAUGGGUGUGGACUUCUGUUGGGGAUCACUUUUCAGGAACCUUUGAUCCCUGUCGUCGCAACCUUUAACCCCUCAUCUGAAGCACUGUCCAGACUAUCAAAUUUUAUUUGACAAAAACAUGACAUUCCUAAAUAUGGUCAUGAAGACUGACCAUAUAUAGGCACAUCAUGCCUAUAUAUGGGAAUACAGCCCAAUCGCUGACACUGUGUCUAAAUUAAUUAUAAUACAACAUGCACAACAGCUCAUUCAAGUUUUUGCUUGCAUUUUAACUCAGAAACUAAUAAAGUUUGAUGAACUUGUAAACAGGGUUAAAUUUUGUAAGCAUGAUGGCUUGUUCUAUAGUAAACUAAAAUGAAUUUUAAUCCACAAAAGUAUGUAAUAAUAAUAAUAAUAAUAAUAAUUCUUAUAUAGCACAUAAUAUAAUAAAAUAUAACCAUGAAAUAUUCUAAUGCUACAUGGAAAUCAAAAAAAGAAAAUGGCAAGAAAGCAGUAUAAUCACUUUCACUGCUCUGUUCUCCAACACUUUGAAGCUUAAUAUUAAAGGCUCGCUGGAACAGUACUCAUAGGAGCUCUGGUGAAAAUGACGUCUAGCUAGCCUAUCCUACAAUAUUAAUACAAAAAUCCAGUGAGAGCAAGAUUGCCAGAAAACAAUACAAGAGGAGAAAAAUAUGACUUGAAAAUGUGUUUUUUAAGGGACUUCUUAAACAUUUCAACUGACGUUGAAUUUUUUAUAUCCUCCAUGAAACAUCUUAAUAGGAGUGAUUCUGUAUAAAAGCUGAUUCAACUGUAAUAGGCAUCUUUGUUGUAGAAGGUGCAUUUCAAAUAUGUACAUAAUCACAUAUUUUCUUUGGUCACACAUUAGUCACUUUUUAUGCAUUAACAUUUUUUAAUACCGAAUCCCCAUGAUGGAAUUUGAUGUUUUAACAUUUAUGUGCUCAUGCACUGUUUUGACGUAAAUUAAAUGACGUAAUUAAGGAACAUGGAUUAUCAGUCAGGUACUCAAAAGCUAGGGUGGGUUUAUACCAGAAGGUAGACCUUUACUCAAUGUCCCUACAAUAAUAAUGGUUUGACCCAGCAAUACGUUUUCCCAAAUAUGGAGAAAUUAUGACAUUUGCAAUUAGUUUUACUGAUGAAACGUAUUGUAAAUAGAAUGUCUUUUUAACUAAGGUCAUAUAGUAUUAUUGUAAUAAAUUUUACAAUUAUAUCGAA